Molecule: messenger RNA, 6919 nt
Organism: Anoplophora glabripennis (Asian longhorned beetle)
Lineage: Eukaryota; Metazoa; Arthropoda; Insecta; Coleoptera; Cerambycidae
Product: collagen alpha-1(IV) chain
Exons: 12
Coding region: 90-6173 (2027 amino acids)
Cellular component (GO): collagen trimer
Molecular function (GO): extracellular matrix structural constituent
Source: RefSeq, a predicted model, not a curated record
UUGGAUGCUCAGUGACGCGCGGUCCCGCGUGUGUGGCUUACAUAGGAUAGUGUGAGUGUGGUUCCCCUACUGGGGGAGAUCUGGUCGAUAUGACCGACCAUGGACUAGGGUUCCUGGUGAUACUAAUAGGCUUGUGGGGAUGUGUCAGCGGGCAAUUCGUCAGCAGUUACACUGCAGAGAACAGAACAGGACUAUAUGGAAGAAACUAUGACAGAGAACGAGCACGAUACUACAACGCCCAUAAUCGGGGUGGUUCGAGGGUGCCCCCUGGCUAUUAUAGAAGCUCGGAUGCAGAUUCCAUAAAUCCUCAAGAACAUCCAACGUACGAAACUAGGGAGGAAUACCAAAGAGGAGAUCAAGACCCCAUCGAGUCCGAGAACAUCAACUCAUCUCUUAAUGGAUAUGAAUCAUCCAGAGGUGGAUACGAGUCAUCUGAGAGAAGGGAAACGCCUCAAAGAGGAUAUGGAGAAUCUGGAGAUGUCGAUACAAGAUAUGAUUCAUCCAGUAGUAGUUCCACUCUUUUUUACAAUUCCAGGGAAAAUGGAAGGGAGUAUUCUACAAAUUCACCAAAUUUGUCACAGGGUUCUGGGCAGUCAUCGUAUGGCUAUGAGUCUAGCGGUGGACAAUCUGGAUCAGCAUCAUUGGAUGGCCAAUACGGCGGCCAAUCUGGAUCAUCAUCAAACGAUGAACAGUCUAGAUCAUCAUCAUACGGCGGUCAAUCUGGAUCGCCGUCAUAUCGCGGUCAAUCCGGAUCGGCGUCAUACAACGGUCAAUCUGGAUCGGGGUCAUACAGCGGUCAAUCUGGAUCAGCUGCGUAUAGUGGCCAGUCUGGAUCAUCGUCUUACGGUAGUCAAUCUGGUAGUCAAUCAGCCUCAUAUGGCAGUCAGUCUGGAUCAUAUGGAAGUCAAUCAGGCCAAUCGUCCGGCCCCUAUGGCUCAUAUGACAGUAGUCCUUAUCAAAACCGCAGGCCCUACGCUAGUAGUUAUGAUAUAGUCGAAGCACCCGGAAGCGCUUAUGGUAUAAGAAAUGGUAGCGAUAAGUGCAUACCGAAAUGUUUUGCUGAAAAAGGAAAUCGCGGCUUCCCUGGUAUACCUGGUAUACCCGGAGAUAAGGGACACCGUGGUUUUCCCGGCGAGGAAGGUUUAGCGGGGGAAAAAGGAGCAAAAGGGGAACAAGGCCCGAUGGGACCGCGUGGCCCAAAAGGUGAAAGAGGAAGAACCGGUGUUCCGGGAUUUCCUGGUAUCAACGGCAUUCCUGGCAUUCAAGGGCCAUCGGGGCCUCCUGGUAUACCAGGCUUGGACGGUUGUAACGGCACUGAUGGUCUUCCUGGAAUCGAUGGUCUGCCAGGAGAACCGGGACCAAGAGGUUACCCUGGUACAUUUGGAAUUAAGGGACAAAAGGGAGAAGCAGCCCACUGCGAAAGCUAUUUGAAAGGUCAAAAGGGAGAGCCUGGAAGAGAUGGAGUCACUGGUCCAGCUGGUCAUCCUGGACCUCUUGGUCCACCAGGCCCAUCUGGUCCGCAAGGAUCGCCAGGAGAUGUGGGUCCGCGAGGCCCACCUGGUUCUAAAGGUCUGAAAGGGUCUAUGGGGGUCGGAUUUUACGGAGCAAAAGGUGAGAAAGGAGUACCGGGUCCUCGAGGAGCACCGGGGGAACCGGCGUGUGGUGAAAAAAAAAGCAAUGGUGGGCAUAUUGGACCAAGGGGAGAACAGGGAAUGAAAGGAGACAGAGGUGAAUUUGGAUUACCAGGACAAAAGGGGGAACCUGGACCCGAUGGAGAUUAUGGAAUACCUGGUGGUGUCGGCAUGAAAGGAGAAAAGGGUUUACCAGGAGCGCCUGGACCUAGGGGAAGAGAUGGUUUUGCUGGACCACCUGGACCCCCCGGGCAAAAAGGGGAUAGAGGUCUGGAAGGUCUUCCAGGGUUAGCAGGAAGGCCAGGUUUAAAAGGAGAACCUGGUAGAGACGGUCCUCCGGGUUUAGUAGGAUUGACAGGCCCUCCUGGGCCACCAGGAGGUGGAAAAGGCUUUCCUGGGGCGCCUGGUCCGCAAGGCCCUCGCGGUUAUCCUGGACCAAUGGGACCAAAAGGCAUGGAUGGUUUCCCAGGAGAUCCCGGACCCAGAGGUCCAGUUGGACCAUCGGGAGGGCCUGGGCUUCCCGGAACACCCGGACCGGAAGGAGUUCCGGGAGAAAAAGGACAGAAGGGAGAAUCUGGUUCGAUAGGAUUCCCUGGAAGUGAUGGAGCAAGAGGUUUUCCUGGACCCGUUGGCCCUCAAGGCGCACCAGGAUUACCAGGAGAAAAAGGAUUAUCUAUAAUGGGACCUAAAGGAGAGGAUGGGGAUUCGGGAAGAGAUGGAGAAAAGGGUCAAAAAGGAGAAAAAGGCUUUUCUGGCCCUCGAGGAGCACCUGGAGAUGCAUUAAAUGGAAUACCUGGUUUUACUGGACCAUCUGGACCUCAGGGAGAAAAGGGUAACGCUGGUCGACCAGGCAUCCCCGGAAGCUCGGGCAGACCAGGAGAAAAAGGAGACAUUGGUGGUAGAUGCAUCGACUGCCUCCCUGGCGUAAAAGGAGAUAAAGGUGAUAGAGGAUUCGAUGGAAGAGACGGAGACAUUGGACCAAGAGGACCCCCUGGUUCCCCAGGAUUUAGGGGACUUUCAGGUCAAGACGGGGUACCUGGAAGAGACGGACCACCAGGCAAACCAGGUCGCGAUGGAAAUGACGGUCUUCCGGGAUUAUCGGGAGCCCCAGGAAAGGAUGCAGUCAUACCUGAGAGUCUAAAAAGACCUCUGAAGGGUGAGCCAGGAGCAAGGGGCGAUGUAGGGCCACCAGGUCCAUCAGGACUCCCAGGACCAAUAGGACCCAAAGGCGAAAUUGGACUAACAGGUUUACCAGGACCUAAAGGGGACAAAGGUUACACUGGCUUCCCAGGAUUGGACGGCAGGUCUGGUGAACCAGGUAUACCGGGAGCGAAAGGUGAAAAGGGAAUAAGUAUUAAAGGAGACAUCGGAGAGAUGGGUUUGAAAGGAGACAAAGGGGAAGUAGGAGUAUCUGGGUAUCCGGGACGUAAAGGUGAACCGGGAAGAUGUCCAUUAGAUACAAUAUAUCCUCCACAGAAAGGAAGUAAAGGAUUGAAAGGUGACAAGGGUAUAGCCGGAUUCCCGGGAAGAGAUGGUGAACCUGGUUUCAAAGGAGACACAGGUAGCCCUGGUUUCCCCGGCCCUAAAGGUGAAUUGGGACCUCCAGGACCAGUAGGAAAAAGAGGUCUACCAGGUCCUAGAGGGGAUAAGGGAGAAGUCGGUCCAAUGGGUUUCCCAGGUGAACCGGGAAGAGACGGUGCUUCCGGCCUACCUGGAUUAAGAGGAUUGCAAGGGCAGAAAGGUGAAGCGGGUAUUCCUGGAAUAGGACCUCCAGGUCCUCCAGGACCAAUCGGUAUAAAGGGAGAAAAAGGACUUCCAGGAUUCCCAGGAAAAACAGGACCUCCUGGCAAUGACGGAUUUCCUGGAAUAAUGGGAGAGAAAGGAGAUAUUGGAAAUUCAGGCCUUAAUGGUUUGACUGGCCCUCCAGGAGAAAAGGGAGAGCCUGGUCCACUUGGACCUCCGGGAAUUGAUGGUAUACCUGGAAGGCCUGGACCAGAAGGUGCUAAAGGAGAACCGGGUCUAAAGGGAGAAAUUGGAAGAUCAGGAUUGCCAGGCUUCCCGGGCCCGAAGGGAGAAUAUGGUAUACCAGGAGGUCAAGGACCUAAAGGAUUCAAAGGCAGUCUAGGGCGUCCUGGAGCACCAGGUGCUCCCGGAAUGGAUGGAAUUCCAGGUCUGAUCGGAGAAAAGGGUGAAAGAGGCUAUCCAGGACCUAUAGGGCCACAAGGCUUGAUCGGCAUGCCAGGAGAAGUAGGCUUUUCGGGGGAAAAAGGGGACAUUGGUCCAUUUGGACCUCCAGGAGUGCCAGGGUCACCCGGUGUGCCAGGAUUUAAGGGAGAAGAUGGAAUACCUGGUUUACCAGGAAGAAAAGGAGAGCCAGGCGCAGUGUCUGAGAAAGGUCAAAAGGGAGAACCAGGGAUGCCGGGCUUGCGUGGACCUGACGGAUUGCCUGGUCAACGUGGUUUCCAAGGUCUGAAAGGAGAUUCUGGGCAACCAGGAAGAAGCAUUGCCGGUAUUCCUGGAGAAAAGGGCGAUACUGGCCCUCCAGGACUAGAUGGUUUACCUGGAGUUAACGGAAUAAAAGGAGAUAGAGGAUUUGAUGGCAUUCCUGGCUCUAAAGGAGACAGAGGUUUCCCUGGUGAUCGCGGCCCACCAGGUAUUGAUGGCAUGGAUGGAUUUUCAGGAGAAAAAGGAGAUAAAGGUUAUCCGGGAGCGCCCGGCUUCUCAGGUGAAAAAGGAGAUAAAGGUUUUUCCGGUAUAAACGGUUAUGAUGGACCAAAAGGUGAAAGAGGUUCACCAGGACCGGUUGGUCCUGUAGGUUUCCCUGGACCUAAGGGCGAUUUUGGAGAAAGAGGUCCCCCUGGUCCAUUAAUUCAGAUGAAGGGUGAAAAAGGGGAACCUGGCCCUUCUGGUCUAAUUGGUAGAACAGGAGAGAAAGGCGACACAGGCUAUAUAGGACAACCUGGACUACCUGGAGAAAAGGGAGAUAUAGGACUUCCAGGUAUUGCAGGAAGUCCUGGACUACCUGGUAUACCCGGACCCAAAGGUGAUGCGGGAUACCCUGGAGCUGCUGGACUGCCAGGUCUUACAGUGAAAGGAGAAAAAGGUCUCCCUGGUUUCCCAGGCAAGAAUGGAAGAGAAGGAGCUCCCGGUCUUACGGGUGAAAAAGGUGAACGAGGUUUACAGGGAUUACCAGGCCAAACGGGACCUUCAGGACCUCCUGGACCUCUGGGCCUACAAGGACAAAAAGGAGAUCGCGGAUUUGAUGGUGUACCUGGACCAGUAGGUCCCGUUGGUCCUCCAGGGCUCCCUGGAAUUGAUGGAUCUGAGGGCCCCCUUGGAGAAAAAGGCGAUAGGGGUCUUCCUGGACUUAUAGGUUCACCCGGAGAAAAAGGAGAUCGAGGUUUAACAGGAGUGGCGGGAAUUCCUGGGUUACCAGGGGAAAAGGGCGAUAGAGGUUUCGAUGGGCGUCCAGGACUCCCAGGUCCUAUAGGACCUUCUGGAAUUAAAGGAGAUGAAGGAUUGACAGGAACGCCAGGACUCCCAGGUGCGCUAGGAAUGAAGGGACAAAAAGGAGAACCAGCACCACCAGGUUUUCCGGGUCCAAAAGGAGAUAGGGGUUAUCCUGGCGUUGCAGGUAUUCCAGGAGAACGAGGGUCGCCAGGAAUUGACGGCAUUCCGGGACUACCUGGACAAGUUGGUGAAAAAGGAGAUCGAGGAUUUGCGGGAAUACCAGGAAGUCCCGGCUUGGUAGGAGAGAAAGGGGACCGUGGUUUUGAAGGAGCGAUUGGUCUUCAGGGAGCUAUUGGAGAAAUUGGGCAAAAAGGAGAACCCGGUAUUCCUUGCACUAAUGUACCAGAUUAUCUGACAGGCACACUACUGGUACGGCAUAGCCAAAGCAGAGAAAUACCACAGUGCGAAAGUGGUCACAUUAGAUUGUGGGAGGGUUUCUCCCUUCUAUAUGUCGAGGGUAAUGAAAAAGCUCACGCUCAAGAUUUAGGUUUCGCCGGCUCUUGCAUCAGAAAAUUCUCCACCAUGCCAUUUGUGUUCUGUGAUUACAACAACGUGUGCCACUACGCCAGUCGCAAUGAUAAGUCUUAUUGGCUCUCAACUAGCGCAGCUAUUCCAAUGAUGCCAGUAGCCGAACAUGAAAUCGAGGAAUACAUUUCAAGAUGCGUGGUGUGCGAGGCGCCGGCAAACGUAAUCGCUGUCCACAGUCAGUCACUAACAUUACCAGAUUGUCCUUACGGCUGGAGCUCCCUCUGGAUCGGUUACAGUUUUGUCAUGCAUACGGCUGCCGGAGCAGAAGGUGGCGGUCAGUCAUUGUCCAGCCCAGGUUCCUGUCUGGAAGACUUCAGAGCAACGCCUUUCAUAGAGUGCAAUGGAGCUCAGGGUACUUGCCAUUACUUCGCCAAUACCCUAAGUUUCUGGCUGGCCACAAUCGAGACAAACCAACAGUUUGAGAAACCACAGAAGCAAACCCUAAAAGCCGGCAACGUCAGAAAUAGGAUCAGCAGAUGUCAAGUCUGCAUUAGGAACACGUAAAUUUUGUUACUUAUUUAGGCUACUUUGUUAGGAAAUCAUUUUAUAAUUUCAUGUUUGAUGUGGCAUUCGCACGAAUUCGUACCUACUCAUACCCACAACUAAAUAUUGGUGGGAAUGGCACAUCGAUAGACAAGCUGUGUUCAACCAUUAGUGUUCCUGUAUGGCGAAAGUACUUGACCAUCUAGCGUGAUACUUCUACAGAAACGGAUGACCAAGUACUUAGCAACACGCGGUCAAAACUGUAUAGUAUGCUUUGUAACUUUUUUAAUAACGCCGUGCCAUGUUUGUGUAACAAUAAAAAGCAUGUAAAGAUUUUUGUAUAGUACUUAGGGUAAGUUGUAUGUAUGUAAUGAUACCACACGAGGAAAUCCUUCUGUCGAAGCCAGUGGUGUACUCUUAGGCGGAUCACAGUUUAACAGGCCUGCUGUGAUGAUUCUUAUCAUAAGCGUAAUACUAGUUAUCUUUUAAAGAGAAUAUUUUUGUAAUUAAUAAAUUUAUGGUGCUAUCUAUUUCUAGAGUAAUUUAUGUGUUCGCUUUAAGUUUGCAGUGAUGGACUUGUCCGUAAAUUUUUACACUUUUAUACUCUUGUCUGACAUUCCUUCAUCAAAUUUCUAAUUUUUACUCUAGUCAAACCACGACAAAACGAUCCGAUACACCUUCACUGCUAUUUUUUGUUAUAAUAUCUCUCUGCUCCCAUAUUUCUUAUUAAACACUGCCAUUUGUAAAAUAAACAACACAAAAAUUAA